Messenger RNA from Camellia sinensis, 2079 nucleotides. RefSeq names its product SCARECROW-like 8 (gene SCL8). NCBI's taxonomy places the organism in Eukaryota, Viridiplantae, Streptophyta, Magnoliopsida, Ericales, Theaceae. The record is from RefSeq and is a predicted model, not a curated record.
AUCACAUCUUUUCUAUCUCAAAUACCCAAAAACAUAACGCACGAAACCAAAGCCACAAAACCAGAGCGCAACAGAGCAAUAUAGCCAGUUGCAACUCUCUCUCUCUCUCUCUAAAACUCUUGUUCUGUAAUGGGUUGUUGGCGCAAAAAUCAAAGCUUGUUAUAGCUUUUUUUUGCUUGUUUUAAUUUUUUGUUAUUUGCUUAGAAACCCUUCGCCGGAAAAAAAUGUCUGGGUUCUCCGGCGGAUCUCCGGACUUCUACACAGCAAAUGGGUACACCGGAAGAUCUAUGGGUAUGAACAAUCCACAAGGUUCGUACCCAAUUUCCUCGGCUUCUCAGAUCCUUCAUCGCCGACACGAAUUGAUCGGCAAACGAUCACUGGCCGAGUUCCAAUCCCAUCAACAACAACAACAACAAUUGGGGCUUUAUCUCCGAAACGUGAAGCCUCGUACUUACCAACAUGCCUCUCCGAUCUCUCCUCUCUCCCCGGUAGAUUUCUCAGCCUCAAUUUCCCCAAAUGUUUCCUCAAUUUCUUCAAUUCUUCAACAACUCCGACCCCAACCCAUCAUUCCUCCUAGUUUGUUACCCCAUCGAUUCAUAAAGCAAGAACAAUCGGAGAAAACGAUGAUGAAUCGCCUUCAAGAGCUCGAAAAACAGCUCUUAGACGACAACGACGACGACGAAGCCGACACUGUGUCUGUAAUAACAAACAGCGCGUGGUCUGAAACCAUUCAGAGCCUGAUUUCGCCUUCUCCGACUUCAUCGUCGUCUUCGGCUUCGGUUUCGGCGCCGCCUAUUUGUCCGAAACAGACCGUAAUCGAGGUCGCAUCUGCGAUCUCCGAAGGAAAAACAGAGGCUGCGUCGGAGAUUCUAAGCCGACUGAACCAAGUCGCGAACGUGAGAGGAAAUUCGGAGCAGAGAUUGUCGGCGUACAUGUUGUUCGCUCUGCGAUCGAAAUUGAACCCAUUACAGUACUCACCACCAGUCUCGGAGCUUUACAGUAAAGAACACGCGUCCUCAACCCAGUUGUUAUACGAAGCCUCGCCGUGUUUCAAGCUGGGUUUCAUGGCGGCGAACCUCGCAAUCCUCGAAGCGACAACAAACGCAGAAAAAAAGCUUCACGUCGUCGAUUUCGAGAUCGGACAAGGAGACCAGUACAUACAUUUGAUUCACGCGCUGUCAAAAAAAACCAGCACGCCGCCGUUUUUGAAGAUCACAACGUUUGCAGAUUUUUACGGCGGCGGCGAAGAAGAAGAGAGGUUGAGAAGCGUCGGAGAUGGAUUGAUAGCUUUGGCUAACAAAGUCGGAGUUUGCUUGAAUUUCAAUGUCUUGUCUCUCAAAAUCACUGAUCUGAGCUUAGAAACAUUGGGCGUGGAAAGCAAUGAAGUUUUGGCUGUGAAUUUAGCUUUUCGGCUUUACAAAUUACCCGAUGAGAGCGUGACCACGGAGAACCUCCGUGACGAGUUGCUCCGCCGCGUGAAGGGGCUGUUUCCGGCGGUGGUGACGGUGGUGGAGCAGGAAAUGAACUCUAAUACGGCGCCGUUUGUGGCGAGGGUGACGGAGGUUUAUGGGUACUAUAGCGCUCUGUUUGACUCGGUGGACGCGACGGUGAGUAGGGAGACCUCGGAACGAGUCAGAAUCGAGGAGGGACUGAGUCGGAAAAUGGCGAACUCGGUUGCGUGUGAAGGGAGGGACCGCGUUGAAAGAUGCGAGGUGUUUGGGAAGUGGCGGGCCCGAAUGGGAAUGGCCGGGUUCGAGCCCAAACCGCUGAGUCAACACGUGGCGGACUCGCUGUUAGCUCGGGUUAACUCGGGGACACGUGGCAAUCCGGGUUUUACCGUGAAAGAAGAAAACGGAGGGGUUUGGUUUGGUUGGAUGGGACGCACACUCACUGUCGCAUCUGCUUGGCGUUAAUUAAUUAUCUCUCUCUCCCCAUCUUUCUCUCACUUUUUCUCUUGAAAACAUUAAUUGUAAUAUUGUUUUUGAGAUAUUUAUGAAAAAAAAAUUUAAAUGAAAAUGAAAUGGCAACCAAACAAAGAAAUAAAAAAAGUAAUGUUUGGUUAUUGGGAAAAUUUUAUUA